Messenger RNA from Aethalodelphis obliquidens (Pacific white-sided dolphin), 2075 nucleotides. RefSeq names its product fascin actin-bundling protein 2, retinal (gene FSCN2). Gene Ontology annotation, cellular component: cytoplasm; actin cytoskeleton. Lineage: Eukaryota; Metazoa; Chordata; Mammalia; Artiodactyla; Delphinidae. The transcript is spliced from 6 exons. Gene Ontology annotation, biological process: cell migration; actin filament bundle assembly; establishment or maintenance of cell polarity. Gene Ontology annotation, molecular function: protein-macromolecule adaptor activity; actin filament binding. The record is from RefSeq and is a predicted model, not a curated record.
AGUCUGUGCAGUGGGUCUGGGGGCCCGGAGGUGGGGGGCAAGGAGAGAGGCCAAGACGUGCAGUGGCCAGAGGCCGGGGCACAGAGCCCGCGUUGGGGCCCGGGCAGCUGCCAGCGAGGACAAGGAGGUGGUCGGCCCUGUGGCGGGUGGCGCUCUCCAGCCCUGCCGGCCCUGGGCUCUGGCCCCUGGGCAGUCCGGGAGUGGCUGAAAUCCAAGCUGGGGUAACGAAAGUCUGCUGCUGUUCCUAAGCCGGCACAGCUCUGAUCCGCCCUCCCACCCGCCCUCUGCUGCCCGCUGGCCAUGUAAGAGCUGCCUGGGCCCGUGACCGCUGGCCAGAGGCAGCAUCCGAGCGGGCAGCAGGUCCAUGACGCCGGCUGGGCCUGGGGGCCACGGGCCGACCCCGUCGAGCCAGGCCUCUGGGGGACCUCGGGGGCCGUGAGCACACAGAGAGAGCUUCCCAGGCCCCUCUUGGGGACCUCAGCCAGGCCCAAAGAUGCCCACCAAUGGCCUACACCAGGUGCUGAAGAUCCAGUUCGGCCUCGUCAAUGAUACUGACCGUUACCUGACGGCUGAGAGCUUCGGCUUCAAGGUCAACGCCUCAGCACCCAGCCUCAAGAGGAAGCAGAUGUGGUUGCUGGAGCCAGACCCGGGCCAGGGCACAGCUGUGCUGUUUCGCAGCAGCCACCUGGGCCGUUACCUGUCAGCCGAGGAGGACGGGCGCGUGGCCUGCGAGGCGGAGCGGCCGGGCCCCGACUGCCGCUUCCUGGUCCUGCCGCAGCCUGAUGGGCGCUGGGCGCUGCAGUCGGAGCCGCACGGCCGCUUCUUCGGCGGCACUGAGGACCAGCUGUCCUGCUUCGCCACAGCCAUCACCCCGGCUGAGCUGUGGACCGUGCACCUGGCCAUCCACCCGCAGGCCCACCUGCUGAGUGUGAGCCGGCGACGCUACGCGCACCUGUGCCCGCAGGAAGACGAGAUCGCGGCGGACAGCAACACACCGUGGGGCGUGGACGCGCUCGUCACGCUCAUCUUCCAGAACCGGCAGUACUGCCUCAAGUCCUGCGACAGCCGCUACCUGCGCAGCGAUGGCCGCCUUGUCUGGGAGCCUGAGGCUCACACCCGCUACACACUCGAGUUCAAGGCGGGCAAGCUGGCCUUCAAGGACUGCGACGGCCGCUACCUGGCGCCCGUGGGACCCACAGGCACACUCAGGGCUGGCCGCAACACACGGCCCGGCAAGGAUGAGCUCUUCGACCUGGAGGAGAGUCACCCGCAGGUGGUGCUGGUGGCCGCCAACCACCGCUACGUGUCUGUGCGGCAAGGGAUCAAUGUCUCAGCCAACCAAGACGAAGAACUGGAUCAUGAAACUUUCCUGAUGCAAAUUGACCGGGAGACAAGGAAGUGCACCUUCUAUUCCAGCACUGGGGGCUACUGGACCCUGGUCACCCACGGGGGGAUCCAGGCCACAGCCACACAAGUUUCUGAGAACACCAUGUUUGAGAUGGAGUGGCGGGGUCGGCGGGUGGCCCUCAAGGCCAGCAAUGGGCGCUAUGUGUGCAUGAAGAAGAAUGGGCAGCUGGCGGCCAUCAGCGAUUUUGUGGGGCCAGCUCGGAGACCCUCUCUUCCAGGGGAGCUCCGUUAAGGCCCCUCAACCCCUUUCUCGCCAUCAGGUGAGGACGAGGAGUUUAUCCUCAAGCUCAUCAACCGGCCCAUCCUCGUGCUGCGGGGCCUGGACGGCUUCGUCUGCCACCGCCGAGGCUCCAACCAGCUGGACACCAACCGCUCCGUCUACGACGUGUUCCACCUGAGCUUCAGCGACGGCGCCUACCAGAUCCGAGGCCGCGGCGGCGGGUUCUGGCACACCGGCAGCCACGGCAGCGUGUGCAGCGACGGCGAGCGCGCCGAGGACUUCCUGUUUGAGUUCCGUGAGCGCGGCCGCCUGGCCAUCCGCGCCCGCAGCGGAAAGUACCUGCGCGGCGGCGCCUCGGGGCUGCUGCGCGCGGACGCAGACGCACCGGCCGGGUUUGCGCUCUGGGAGUACUGAGUGCCGUCCUCCUGUCCCCCAUUAAACCGUGUCU